CUGUUAAGACUGCCCUUUGUAUCAGUGUGACAAAGCAUUAAGUAUUCAGUUAACUUUCUAGAGCGACAGCCGAAGGACAUCAUCACAUCCAGAGUGAAGUCAACAUGAAGGCCACAGUGGGACUGCUGCUUCUGCUGCUCACGGUUUAUUGCUGCGCUGCUGGACUUGAAAUGUCUCCUGGACAAUGCUGUUUCAAAUUCUUUACUGGAAGGAUACCACCGAAGAAAAUAGUCUCUGUCUUCAAGUCUCACAGCGCCUGUCUGGAAAAAGCAUUUGUGAUCGGUACAGCCACCGGGAGACGCAUCUGUGUGAGCCAGAGCGUCACCUGGGCUCAAGAAGCUUUUGCAUCAAUGGCCAAUCUGCAGAACGAUGAUGAAUAAAGCUCUUCAGAGUUCACGAUCAAGCAUAAUAAAGCUUUGUGUUAUGUUAACCCAUGCUAGCAAUUUUAUAAGACAGCUGCAGCCUGGGUUUUGUACCGGGCAUACCCAGUUUCCUGUUUUAUAUUCUCCUUUUUAGAUUUUUGGAGUUUUCAGUUUGGAUGUUACCUUUGCCUAGGUUAUGUUUUUAUUCUGAUAUUAGGUGUUAAGUUUUUCAUGUCCUCCUAUGUUCCCCAUGCCUAGUUCUGUUUUGCUGUAGUACUUCCUUGAUUUAGUUCAUCUCUGUCUUCAUUUGUACUAUGGAUUUGCAGCUGCCAACUAAAUAAAGGUCAGUCUUUGGUUGCCUCCAA
Haplochromis burtoni (Burton's mouthbrooder) is the source of this 727-nucleotide messenger RNA. RefSeq names its product C-C motif chemokine 4-like. Gene Ontology annotation, biological process: neutrophil chemotaxis; immune response; cellular response to interleukin-1. Gene Ontology annotation, cellular component: extracellular region. NCBI's taxonomy places the organism in Eukaryota, Metazoa, Chordata, Actinopteri, Cichliformes, Cichlidae. Gene Ontology annotation, molecular function: CCR chemokine receptor binding; chemokine activity. The record is from RefSeq and is a predicted model, not a curated record.